AUGGGUCAGCUCGCUGAGUCAUCUGAGAGCGGAUACAAUGACGCUGGCUCGGAUUCUGCUAAUGGUGAUGUUGAUGCCAAGGAGGGCUUUGAGGUAGAGGGCGACGACGACUCCGGUUCCGAUUCUAAUUCAGCAUCAGAUUCAGAUAAGGGUGCGGAUGGAGACAGCUUUUUGUCAGGGGAUGAAGUUGCGGAAGAGCAAACUGACCCACCAGUUGAGAUUGAGCACUGCAAGGAGGAUGAGUCUAAAGGCACAGAACUUGAGAUAGGAGCAGUGUUGGCUUGUCUCCUCUCAAAUCCUCAAAUCACAUCGGAGUGCUUAGGGGAUGAUUUCUCUGUCUCCAUGAUUGGGGAUCAAACAGUUGUGGGCCCUUCUUCUGGCAUUCUGGAUACAUCCAUCGCAUAUUCCCUCAUCUGGUCACCAAAUAUGGACAAGAGUUGGAUGUCAAUUAGGAAUAGAUUGAGUUCGGAGUAUAGAGAAGGGGUUAAGUCAUUUCUCCAAUUUGCAAUGACAAAUGUUGGCGUAGAUAAUAGAAUUCGUUGUCCGUGUAUGGAUUGCCUAAAUUUUGAACAUCAUACCUUUAAGGAUGUGGAAUAUCAUUUGAUCCGAAAAGGGAUAUCACUUUCAUACAAGACUUGGGUGCACCAUGGGGAAACUGUUCCUGUCAAUCAACCUCGUGUGUGGAAUAAUGACAAUGACAUUGAAGGUGUUGGUGAUGAAGGGACCCUUCACAUUGAAGAUGAAUUAAAUGAUAUGUUAGAUGACUGUCACAUGGCGCAUAUUUUUUAUGAUGAUGAAGAGGGUGAACAGAAUGAUAAUGAGCAAAGAGAAGAUGGACGAAACUUUGAUAAAUUGUUAGAGGAUGCUCGUCGUCCAUUAUACCUUGGCUGUCAGAACUUUACUUUGUUAUCAUUUGUCGUUAAGAUGCUUCAUAUAAAAGUUUUAAACAAGUGGAGCAAUAAGUCUUUUGACAUGUUGUUAGGCGUAUUGAAAGACCUUUUACCAGAAAGUGAUCAAAAGGUUCCAUGGACCCUUUAUGAAGCGAAGGAAUUUUUACGUGAUUUGGGUUUAGGAUAUGUGCCUAUUCAUGCAUGUAAGUAUGAUUGUGCUCUUUUUUGGAAGGAAAAUGCAAAUUUAGAAAAUUGUUCGAUUUGUAAGGAGCCUAGAUACAAAAUGAAUGAUGGCAAAGGUAAGAAGAUACCUCAUAAAAUCUUGAGAUAUUUUCCGUUGACACCAAGGUUGCAAAGAUUAUACAUGUCAAGAAAAACAGCUGGAGAUAUGCGAUGGCAUAAAGAAAAACGUGUUGAUGAUGGCAUCUUAAGGCAUCCAGCCGAUGGUGAGGCGUGGAAGGAUUUUGAUAGGCAACAUGCUGUGUUUGCCCAAGAACCACGUAAUGUGAGGUUGGGGUUGGCCACCGAUGGUUUCAACCCUUUUGGAAAUUUGAGCAACUCAUAUAGUAUGUGGCCUGUGGUAGUUAUGCCUUAUAACCUACCACCGUGGAAGUGUAUGAAACAACCAUUUUCCAUGAUGUCAUUGCUUAUUCCUGAACCGCAAGCACCCGGGAGAGAUAUUGAUGUUUACUUGAGGCCAUUAAUUGACGAGUUGAAGGAGUUAUGGGAAGAUGGUGUAGUUACUUAUGAUGCCUCAACUGGGGCAAGUUUCCGAAUGCAUGCAACUGUUAUGUGGACUAUUAAUGACUUCCCUGCAUAUGGUAACUUGUCAGGGUGGAGUACGAAAGGAUAUUUGGCUUGUCCCAAUUGUAAUGAGAAUGCAUCAUCACAACGGUUAAGAAGUAAGAUAGGAUACACUGGUGCUCGCCGAUACUUACCUGAAGACCAUCCUUGGCGAAGAAGUAAGCUCUUUAAUGGUAAGGCAGAUGAUCGAGCAAGACCUUCGGAGUUGUCAGGGGAACAAAUUUUAAAUCAAUUGGAUUCAGGAACAUUUAAACCAUUUGGGAAGCAUCCAAGCAACCAAAAAAGAAAAAGGGAUGAAAAUACCGUCCUGAAUUGGACAAAGAAAAGCAUAUUUUUCGAAUUGCCUUACUGGAAGACACUCAAGUUACGACAUAACCUCGAUGUUAUGCACAUAGAGAAGAACAUAUGUGAUAAUUUAAUUGGGACUUUGUUGAGCAUUGAUGGGAAGAACAAGGAUACGGAAAAAGCACGCAUGGAUUUAGAGGAUAUGAAAAUUAGGAAGGAUUUGCACUUAAAGAGGCGCGCGGAUGGGUCCUUUGAAAAGCCCAUUGCAUUGUUCACAUUGUCCCUAAAGGAAAGACAAGGUUUUUGUGAGUUCUUAAAAUCGAUUAGGUAUCCUGAUGGGUAUGCAGCAAACAUCUCUAUGUGUGUGAGCACAAAGGGCGGCAAGUUAUCCGGUUUGAAAAGCCCUGAUUGCCAUGUCCUUAUACAACGACUUCUUCCUAUUGGAAUGCGUGGGUAUCUUAACAAGGACAUUUCUAUUGCAUUGUUUGAGUUGGGAAAUUACUUUCAACAGUUAUGUUCAAAAACAGUGAGGGUGAAUGAUUUGAAAAAAUUACAAGAGAGCAUAGUACUCAUACUUUGCAAGCUAGAAAAAAUUUUUCCACCAGCAUUCUUUGAUGUGAUGGUUCACUUAGCUAUUCACUUGCCUCGCAAAGCCAUUCUUGGAGGGCCAGUGCAAUAUCGAUGGAUGUGCCCUAUCGAAAGAUUACUCGGGAUUUUGAAAGGGUAUGUAGCAAAUCGAGCUCACCCAGAAGGUUCAAUUGCAGAAGCUUACAUUGUCAAAGAAUGCCUAACUUUUUGCUCUAUGUAUCUUGGUGGGAUUGAAACUAUAUUUAAUAGAGAGGAAAGAAAUGAAGAUGGUGGUGAUGUUGGCUUAGGGCAUUCAGUUUUUUCACAAAAAGUCCGUACUUUUGGGCUCACUCAAAGGGCAGUUGACAUGUCUGAGAAUGAAAGAAAAAUGGCUCAUUGGUUUAUCUUGUAUAAUAGUCCUGAAAUUGAUGAAUAUCUAGAAGAACACAAGAAUCAGUUACAAAAUGCAAAUGUACAUGACAUUACAAGACAACAACAAGAAGAAUUUCCUAGGUGGUUCAAAGAGCGGAUAAAUCAAUUACGAGCUGAAGGAUCAUCGGAAGCAACUGAUGAGUUGUGGUCACUAGCUAAUGGUCCUAGUCCAAUAGUGAAUAUUUAUUCAGGUUGUAUUUGUAAUGGCAUUCGAUUCCACACGAAAGAGCGAGACAACCGUCGUAAAAGUCAAAAUAGUGGGUUGGUUGUUCGAGGGGAUCAUCAUGGUAUGUCAAUUGAUUUCUAUGGUCAGUUGACUAAAGUUUAG
Molecule: messenger RNA, 3306 nt
Organism: Camellia sinensis
Lineage: Eukaryota; Viridiplantae; Streptophyta; Magnoliopsida; Ericales; Theaceae
Source: RefSeq, a predicted model, not a curated record